ACCAACAUUAUCCCCUCCACUUUUCGGGAAAAGGUCGCCUAACCUGUUGAGAUUUUUGUCAUAUAAAUACUAAAAUAUCACGUUCUCUAGAAUUCAAUUGAUUUGUAAGAAAUAUUAUUAUUGCUUAAAUUUAUAAUGCAAUAGGUUGUUUACUAAGAAUGGCAGCCUUGAUGAAGAAACGAGUAUUAGCUGAAUUUACUCAAAGUCAGGUUAUUGAACCACCAACUAAACGGUUAAGGACUCUAAGGCUAUCAUCAACAACUAGUACAAAAAAUGGUACAGAAAGCAGUUCGGCACUAGCUUAUAUAGAGUGCCUUGAGAAAUGUAAGAGUGGAAAUGAUGCUUUGCAAUUGCUUGUUCGUAUCUCAGAUGCUAUAGCAUACAUAGCAGCUGAAGAUGUUCCUAUAGCUGUAAAAAAGCUAGCAGAAAGAUUUGCUGUUGAAAAUGAAGCUGCAGUUAGAGCAAAAAUUUUUUGGGUAUUUGCUGAAUUAGGAGAAGUGACAUCUGACAUAGCAGAGAAAGCAAAAAUUAUUAAUGAGACGAUAGAACUUUUAAGAAAUGAAGAAUCACAUAGAGUAAAAAGUCAGGGAUUAGCAACACUUUUAAAACUAGGGGAUUAUCAGAGAGCAUUGGUGUUGAAAAUUGCACAAGAACAUUUGCCUGAUACAUGGCAUGGUGUUCAAACACGAUGUCUUUCUUUAAUUGGACGUUAUUUGACAGCAAGCGCUGUUGAAGAUACCUUAACAUUAAUUGGUAAUUAUGCCCGUUCUCAAGAUCCAAGAGUACGUGCACAAGCUUUUAAAACCAUGGCAGAAUUACAUUCCAACAGAGGUUACAGAUUACCUGCAAGUUUCUUUAGAGAAGCUUGUGCAGCUCUUCGUGAUGAUUAUGAAAUUGUACGCCGAGCUGUUUUAAAACUUAUUUGGCUGUUAGGAAGAGAGUAUCCGGAAAAUAUCAUCAGCUUUGACGGAGAAGAUAUACGUAUGGUAGACUGUGCUUUUUCACAAAUUUGCAGUCUUAUGGGUGACUUAUCGCCACGUGUAAGAGCUUCGGCGAUGUCUCUUUUAGGAACGAUGAAAAGUGUAUCACGUCGUUAUAUAGAACAAGCGUUAGACAAAAAACAGAAAGUAGUUGAGGCCGACAGACCCGAGGUUGAAGAGAAAAGUGGAUCUUGUGGAGCAUUUAUUCAUGGUUUAGAAGAUGAAUUUUUAGAAGUGAGAACAGCAGCAGUCAAAGCGCUCUGUACGCUGUCAUUAGAGCAACCGAGUAUAGCGAGGAUAUCAUUAGAUUUCAUGGUAGACAUGUUCAAUGAUGAAAUCCAAGAUGUUAGAUUAAGAGCCAUCGAGUCUUUAAGGAAAAUGUCAAUGAGCGUGACACUUCGAGAAGACCAGUUAGAAACAAUCUUGGGUGCAUUAGAAGAUUUCUCAGGAGAAGUGAGAGAGGGAUUGCACGCGAUGCUGGCUGCUAGUCAUCUCGCCACAACAAAUUGUCUUUACAUGUGCGUCAAUCGUUUGCUAGAUAAUUUGUCUCGGUAUCCUCAAGACCGUGAAAGCAUCAGGAACUGUUUGGCGGCGUUAGGUGCAUCACAUCCGUACUUAACAUUGCCCUUAGUACCGCAACUUCUUAAUCGACAUCCCUUCUUCGAUACAUCAGAGCCGGAUGUGGAUGAACCAUCCUAUGCAAGCGUACUGGUAUUAAUAUUCAACGCCGCGUUGCAUUGUCCAAGUAUGCACGCCUUAUUUACAGAGCACGCAUCCAAGCAUUAUCACUAUUUGCGCGACACUAUGCCGCAUUUAGUUCCACGAUUACGUCCAGCACUUACGAGUAGCGGAGGAGUCAAAACGAAAGAUAUGGAUGUCGAAGAAAACAGGGAUCAACGUGGCCGAGAAUUUCUAGAAAAAAUGGUAGCCGGAAUCGAGAACGCUAGACCAGGUGGUAGAGUCCACACACAGCUUUUGGAAGCUGCAGCCAUUGAUCUUGAUCGUUUGGCAGAGAUGGAUCAUCACAUGGAGGGUGCAGCACGUUUUACCGCCUUGUACAUUCGAUGCUUGUUAUUAUUGAAGUUCGUGCUGAAGGAAUUCUCCGUCUCAACGACAAUCUCUGCGAGUCCGGUACAAAGUACUAGCAAUAAUGUUUUCGUUCUUCUUCAACAUGCACAGAAAUUACAACGCUUAUUUAGCGGGUUAGGUGAGAACGAAGUUGUAUUGGCUAACGACAUGUGGUUGAAAGCACUGGCUAUAGAAUUAGUUAGAGUAACCAAGAGCGCAACCGGUAGCGCGCUACCAUUGGCUCGUCAUUUUUUGUCAGAAGCUGACGCAUUGCCUCAGGAUACAUCGAGAUUACCGCCUUUCUCUAGAUCUUUAGUAUUGCAGAUACCGAAUCUGGCGGAUGUAAAGCCUGGUUCUUUGACGCGACUCUUGGUGCCGUUGCUUUUAGCACCAGUAGUGCAGGGAGAAGAACGACUACCGAAGCCAUCGGCAUCAACGCAUUUUUGUCGAGCGGUCAUCGAGGAACCAAGAGGGGACGCUGAUGCUGCGCUGAAAUUCACGGGUGGCCUCUUAUUGGGCAUCCCACUGAACGCCAAGAUACUGAAUCUACGUGAUCCCGCCACUCUGCGGAUCAAGCUAAGACACCCGGAUCAACAAGUGCAGUUGUUAUUGCCGCGGCAGUCGGACUUACGUUUACAACAUGUCAAUCAGAAGGACUACAGAUUGAGAACAACAGUUCUUUUGUCGCAUCAAGUAUGGAUGGAAGCUUGUAAUGUGGAAAUCUCUUUGGCAUUGUUGGUACCAACAUCUUCGGUUUGUACGCAUCCGCCUCUGGAUGAUCCUUGUAUAAUUGAUCUAUGUAAGCCUACCAAAGUAUCAAUUGCACCAAAGGCCAUUAAAAGAGGCAUAUGAUUGUACUAUAAUCACUAUAUCAUUGUAAGUUAUUCACAUAUAAACUUUCUUUUCCUAUCGAUCAAUUUGUAUAAAUUUUUAUGAGGAUUUAGUAUUUUGUGUACUGCAAUUGUGUAUGCAAUUCGUUCAUAAAAUGUAUUAUAUUAAUGUAAAGAAUUUUGAAGAUUCGUUUCUAAAGAAAACAGUAGAAUACGUGAAGCAAAGUAAGAAAAUAUACAUAUAAUAUACAAAAAAUAAGAAAAUAUAUAUUGCAAUAUUAAUCGAGAGGUGAAUUAUUUUGAUUUGGAUGAAAAUAUUUUAUUAUAAAACCUAGUUCUAUCUUAAUCAAGUGUACAAGAUGCAAGCGCAGAUUUUGUCAUAAAAAGUCAUACUUCUCAAUAUAAAACAAUGUGCACAUGA
Odontomachus brunneus is the source of this 3299-nucleotide messenger RNA. RefSeq names its product integrator complex subunit 4 (gene IntS4). The record is from RefSeq and is a predicted model, not a curated record. Gene Ontology annotation, cellular component: integrator complex. The transcript is spliced from 7 exons. NCBI's taxonomy places the organism in Eukaryota, Metazoa, Arthropoda, Insecta, Hymenoptera, Formicidae. The coding region runs from base 159 to 2900 and encodes 913 amino acids. Gene Ontology annotation, biological process: snRNA processing.